Messenger RNA from Mollisia scopiformis, 1470 nucleotides. Its product is annotated as pisatin demethylase. The transcript is spliced from 7 exons. The coding region runs from base 1 to 1470 and encodes 489 amino acids. Lineage: Eukaryota; Fungi; Ascomycota; Leotiomycetes; Helotiales; Mollisiaceae. Gene Ontology annotation, molecular function: monooxygenase activity; oxidoreductase activity, acting on paired donors, with incorporation or reduction of molecular oxygen; iron ion binding. The record is from RefSeq and is a predicted model, not a curated record.
AUGUCCGUCUUCAGCGCCGUGUUCCAGUUUUGUGUGCAGAACACAUACUGCCUCCUUGCAGCAAGUGCCGCGCUCUACGGAGCCCUGUUGCAUAGUAAUUAUCGACGUCUGAAAGCUUUCAGAGGGCCGUGGGCCGCCAAAUUUACAGAUUUGUGGCUCGCAAAAGCUGCUCUUGGAGACUCGCAACAUGCUGUGCUGGCCGAUGUGUGUGAAAAAUAUGGAUCAAUUGCUUGCAUUGGCCCAAAUACUUUGGUCACUAACUCCCCAGAGCUUUGGAUGCGCAUGAGUGCUGCCAGAUCUCCCUACACGAAAGGAGAUUGGUAUGCUGGACUACGACUCCCUCCUGGCCGAGACAAUAUCUUCAGCCAACAAGAUGAAGAAAUACAUACUAAGAGAAGGGCGCAGAUGGCAGAUGGUUAUGCUGGUAAAACAAAUCCCACCCUCGAGCCCACAAUCUCGCGUCAUGUGCAGAACUUGAUCGACUUGCUCAGACGCAAAUACAUAUCCUCGGAUAAAGUCUUCAAGCCGGUUGACAUGGGACGAAAAGCGUCUUUCUUCACAAUGGAUGUUAUCACUGACGUAGCGUUCGGACAGCCAUUUCAAAAUCUGACAGACGACCAUGACACAUUUAGCUAUAUCCAGAACACAGAAGAUAUGAUUCCCACAAUACUGAGAAUGGCAACCAUUCCCGCGUUGAGGGCACUGUUUCAGAGCAAGUUUGGAGCCCUACUUUUUCCAAGCGAUAAAAGCGAGAAAGGGGUAGGAAAAUUGAUGGGGGUUGCGAAACAACUUGCCUCAAAACGCUUCGCCGCUAAAGAUACCGACGUCCGUCAAGACAUGCUAUCGUCUUUCAUCUCACGUGGCCUGACUGAGGACGAUGUUAUGAUCGAGUCCGUCCUCCAAAUUCUUGCCGGAGCUGAUACUACUGCAACCGCUAUCCGCUCAAUCCUGCUGCAUACCAUGACGAAUCCUCACGUCUAUCGAACUUUGCAGAAAGAGAUCGACACCGCCGUCGAAGAGGGCCGGGCGACGCGGAGCGGUGUGAUCAAAGAUUUUGAUGCCAAAGAGUUACCCUACCUUCAAGCGGUGAUCAAAGAGGGUCUCAGAAUAUGGCCUCCUGUCACAGGCAUGCUCUCCAAACUAUCUCCACCUGAAGGCGACAACUUCACCCUAGCUUCCGGAGAAGAAGUCCAUAUUCCAGGCAGACUUGAGACUGGCGGAACCAAGGAUGAGGUUAAAAGAUUCGCAAUGAUGGAAAAGCUGUCAGAAUUGAUAUUUGGGUACGGAAAAUACCAGUGUUUGGGAAAGAAUGUUGCUUCGCUGGAGCUGAAUAAGGCUAUCUUUGAAUUGUUUCGAUGUUUUGAUUUCCAGAUUGUCAGUCCGACGAAGCCGUGGCGUAGUACUAAUGUGGGACUGUGGCUGCAGAGUGAGAUGUGGGUGAGAGUGACCGAACGGGUAGCGAAUAAUUAG